Humulus lupulus (European hop) is the source of this 1135-nucleotide messenger RNA. RefSeq lists its product as uncharacterized. NCBI's taxonomy places the organism in Eukaryota, Viridiplantae, Streptophyta, Magnoliopsida, Rosales, Cannabaceae. The transcript has 2 exons. The record is from RefSeq and is a predicted model, not a curated record. Bases 210 to 764 code for a protein of 184 amino acids.
AUGAGCUUAAUAAUUAGCUAGUUUUCUCUUUUCCACUCUCAUAGAACCGAACCAAAGAGACUACACUGAGACUUUGAGGAGUGAAGAGCCUAACCAGAUUUUGACCCAUUACACUCCAUACCCCACUCCCACUCCCACUCCCACUUCCACUCUCUUCUCUUUCAAUUUGUUUUUCUGUUUUAGGAUUUUGGGGCUUUUUCUUCUGAGCGAUGGAGUCGACAACGACACCAUCUUGGGAAGACGAUGAAUGGGAGCUCUGCAACGACGACGGCUUCGUCUAUAAGCGCAGGAGGAGGUGCGACCUUGACCCAUUAGGCGGUGCGGUGCCGGCUCAGCCGGAGUCCGGUCCGGAUCCCGAGGCGGAGGAGAUGGGUCGGAGAGAGCGGAAGAGGAAGACGCUGUUGAAGCUCAAGGCUCAGUACCAGAGGGAAAUUGAACAGUGGGAAUAUUUAUCGAAUACCUUGCGUUCAAUGGAGGAGACUUCGCUUCAGCUCCAACAACAACGACGUCAAACGGUGCCUUCGGACUCUUCUACGUUACCGGAGGUUCCUCGAACGGUGUCCGUUUGUGGGUCACUGGUCCAAGACCUUCUCUUGCAGGUGGAAACUCAGGAAGCAAUUAUUAGAGAUGCUUCAAAUCUUUGUGAUAUAGCAGAAGCAAUGUGCAAUGCUCAUGAGGAAGAGGCAAAUCAGUCUUUAAUCGAUCUCCCAAUAUGGGCCACACCAGCUUCACCGCGAGAGCUUUUAGCAUCACUUUGUGAUUAGUGAGUAUUUUUUUUUUCUUGAUGAUAUAAUUUUGGUUGGCUUCUCGAAUGAAAGGAAACAAUCAGGGUCUUCCACUGCUAUUGGUGAUCCCUACCUUCAAAAGUAAUCUCACUGUUUAAAAUUUUACUGUAAUUUGUUGUCAUGUAGAAUUUCUUUUUUCUUUUGUAGUCAUUUGAAUUAGUGGAAAAGUUUGUAAGUAAUCUUCCUAUAAUGAGGGUAAGAAAUUGUGCAACUUAAAAAUGAGUGUUGUUUAGGAGUAAGCAUUGUGCCAUGCUGUAAGUCAUCCUACCCCAUUCUCUUCACCAUAGCCUGUAUAUUUUUCAUCAUUUCAUACAGUUUGUCAUGAAAUUUUCUCAUCAUGUUUGCACUCA